Haliaeetus leucocephalus (bald eagle) is the source of this 3330-nucleotide messenger RNA. RefSeq names its product HAUS augmin-like complex, subunit 1 (gene HAUS1). Gene Ontology annotation, biological process: spindle assembly; centrosome cycle. NCBI's taxonomy places the organism in Eukaryota, Metazoa, Chordata, Aves, Accipitriformes, Accipitridae. Bases 39 to 899 code for a protein of 286 amino acids. The record is from RefSeq and is a predicted model, not a curated record. Gene Ontology annotation, cellular component: cytosol; HAUS complex. The transcript is spliced from 9 exons.
ACGGAGGCGGGCAGUUCGCUAGGCGGCGGGAGGCCGCCAUGGAGGAGAAGCUCCAGCGGGUUACUUUAUGGCUGAAGAAAAUAUAUGGGAAUCGGCCUGUUCCACAGUACGAAGUGAAUGCAAGGACAAUUGAUAUCUUGUAUGAGCUUGUAGAAUGCAAUGAAGCCAGAGACAGGGAUGUUUCUUUGCUGAUAGAGGACAUGAAGCAGAAGGCAACAGAAUAUGAAGCAGAAGCUAACUAUCUAGAGGGCCUUCUUGCAGAAAGCCUGGGUCUUUCCCUAUCCAGUCUGUCCAGCAAAGGCACCAGCUACCUCAGUGUCUUGGUAGACAGCGCAAUGACACUUGAAACGAAGGACACUUCUCUUGCUAGCUUCUUCUCUGCCAUCAAUGAUAUGACUUCGGAGCUGUAUGCAACAGAAUCAAAAAACAGAGAAAUGGAACUGGAAUUGAGCAACCUCAGGAAAAAACUAACUGCAGCGGUGAUGCUGGAAAAGCAGUUAGAGGAGGAUCUUAAAAAAGCAGAGGAACUUCUGGAGGUAGAAAAGGCCAAAGCUGACAGCCGAUCCCAGAACUUGAAGUUUCUGAAAAAUAAAUCUGAGGAUUUAAAAAUCAGGAUCAAGGCUGCUGAGGAGCAGCUUGCUGCCACGGGGUUGGACCAGUCGCUGACACACGAGUCGCUCAUGAGCCUGUCUGAGAAACUGGCUGGACUGCAGGAAGAAAUUGUGCCUUUGAAGAAGAAACUGGAGUCCUACCUAGAUUUAACUCCUAAUCCUUCCCUUGCACAAGUGAAGAUUGAAGAAGUAAAACGAGAACUGAAUGCCUUGGAGGCUGAGUUCUCAAAGCAGAUUGAUAUGCUGACUCUUGAGAUGCCAGAGCCCAGCAAACUCCAGUUCAGCUGAAGUGGCCCGUGUGGAAGAUUUUCCUUCUGUUGUCUAUUUAUUUGCACUAGUAAAACAUUUUGGAGUUCUUGCGUACUUCUGCAGCUUCCUGACUUACUCUUCUUGCUGUUGGAUGGCACAGUUGUGACCUUCCAGGAAGCAUGCUCAUUUUUAGGGGUUCAUGAUGCCUUGUAUUUGUAAACGUCACCUGUUUUUCAUAAAAUAACCCCCAAACUUACUGUUUUCUUUGUCAGUUCUUUCUCCAUAUGUGACACACACCUGUAACUGGACUCCAGAUGGCACCUUCACCAGGAGAUGUCCCUGUGAGGAUUUGUUUGACCAUUACCACUUUGAAUUGAACUGCUCAGGAAGUCUAGUUUUCUUCUUUUUCCCAGUCCAGGCUCUGGAUUGUGCUUUUUCCUGGAGUCCUCUCUUUGGUGGUACAAGUACAGUGAUGACAGACUUUCUUUACAUCUGCUAGGUCACUGGCUUUUGCUCCCUUGUUUUGUUUUCUCUUGUCAUUUCAGGGUUGGGGACACAUAAUUUUUUUUUUUUCCCACUAAUAGCUUGUGUGAUGUUUACUAAGUUUGUGAAGAUGAGUUCUAGAAUCAUGCCUGGAGUGCUGCUUAGUUUGAGCACUUUAAACAGAAGUGAACAGUUAAUUUUCUCCUUAAUGUCCUCAGCAGGGAUUUGAUAUGUGAAUCAAAGUGAACAAUAUGGAAAUUGUGAUCUAGGGCUCAGAAUAGGAGUUCCCAUUGCCUUCUAAAGCCCUGCAGCAUCCGAGACAGCCCACAGAGAAGAUUUUCUUGUGCGUGUGAUGCCUGUCUACCUUUGUGGAAAGAGGUCGAGCUCUGACCAUGUUUCACGUGGGUCGUAGUAUUGGCUUCACGGAUCAGCGAAUUGUACUGCUCACACAGGUAAGAGCUGAGGUGAGGUGUAGCAGCAUCAACCUCCUAAGGUUCAGUAGUUUUCGUUGAGAAAAUGGAAGCUCACGGCACUAACCUCUAAGGUUUGCCCAUGUUCAAGGCUCCGAGAGAUACCAGUCUACUGCCGACUACUUGUUGUUUCUCCUUACAUUAAUAAAUAAAGCUGAGCUAAGCACAUGGAAGUAGAAAAAUAGCUGUAUGGAUAGUGAAGCGAUAGCUUUAAAAACAAAACCCAGCUUUAUAGUAAGACCUUUCUAGGCCUGAAAAUACAUAAAUAUUUUUUUAGAACCACUGUGGGAUGUGAUCAUUCUGAAGCUAGAUUGUCCCUUCCAAUUCUACCUUAAAUGUCAUCUUCCAAAAGGGUCCCCAGAGCCCUCCUCUUACUUCCAUGCCACCACCACACCACCCUUAAAAACACCCCAGCUUUUAAAGUUGUUUUGUAUUAAAGCCAAAAUAGGAAAAUCUCCUGUGGAUGGGGAAAAAUUAAAAUCUAGAUAUAGUGGCAGCACUUAAGGACAUCAAGCAGGGACUAGGGCUUGUUUGUACUGGGCAAAGUCCAGACAAAUAGCAGCAGUGCUCUUGGUGACAAUUUGUAGCUACAUCUGUUUACGAUUAGAGUUGCAAAAGAUUAUGGUAAUGAUUUAGCAUGGUGUGCCUGUCCCCCGGAGCUGUUACUUCACUGCAGAAAUUGAUUUCACUGAUCUGUAGGAAGAGAUUCUUUCUGUUGCUUCAUGUCCUCCCUUGAAGCAAUAGGAUCAUGACAUCUGUGUCUGAUUAUGCUUAGGGUGUAGCUCUGAUUUCUAAGAAGCUGCAAGCUCGGAAUGACACUGGUGUCGGUAAAGUGCCACAGCCUCCUCACCUUGUGACCUUCUUCACCUCAUUUCUUUCACUGUGAUGGGGAAGAAUUGAAGGGUGUUCAGAGAGCUGCUGAUUAUGGGAAUCUUUGGCCUCAUCUUCCGUACACCAGUGGGAGUUGCUGUUCAGUUUCAGGUUUUUAAAUCAAGACAUUAGGAAAGGGUUAGUUACCUUAGUUUCAUGGCUGUUUAUCUUCAGUUCCUUCUGGGCUAGAAAUCAAGAUGGGCAAAAGCAAGUGGAGAAGCUGUCUUUGUACGGGUAGGCUAAACUGGCUAAGGGAAAUUACCUCAGAGGUAACUGAUGUGAAGUCUAGAGCGGGCACAGUUGCGCAGGGAUGACUACAGGUACAGCUGCCUCUUGCCAAAAAAACACCAGAAGGUGGCAAGGGAGUAGUCUUUGAAUCUGGAAAGAGCAAGAGCAUAAUCUGAUUGUUCCUCUUGUGGAAGGGGAAAGAAGUCAUAAUCUUGAAAGGCAUCAGAACAUAGGUGGGUAGACAUCAGAGAAUGAUUUAACAAGAAAGCCGUUGUAAGGCACUGGAGGUCAUGGCCUGACAGUUAAGGAAUCUUAAUCUUAAUCACUGGGGGCUUUUAAGACCAGAUCAGAAAUGCUUUGUUUAUGUGUUUAUAACAUGAGGGAGCAUUGAUCGUGCUUUGGGAUAGAAAGAUGGAUUA